AUGUCCGGACGAGGCGGCGCGGGAAAUAUUCUCGCCCAGCAGCAGCAGACCGAGCGCGUCGCUGCCGAUGUUGAGGCUCAACUGCCCAAGCAGGUGGCGAGCAUCGGUCAGGCCGAUCUACCGAACUCGCCCCGGGAGGACCAACCAUACGCUUAUACUGGUCGAGGUGGCGCCGGUAACUACUACGUGCCCAAGGACCUCGAGCAGAAAGGUCAAUUCAGCAAUGCGCACCGCAGCCACAUCCUCGGCGACGGCACCGCGGCCCCGGAGGCUGCACCCGUUCGUUUGGCAGGACGCGGUGGAGCGGGCAACUUCGCCGUCGGCCAGGCUGAGGCCGAGGAGCAGGCGCGCAAGAAGAAGUUGGAGGAGGAGCUGCUCCGUGAGGAGAAGGUGAAGGCGGAUGUCGCUAAGGAUGUUUCGGAGAACAUUGCAGUGCCGGAGAAGGCGAAGACUUUCGAUGAGAAGCAGGGAUUGUAG
Dissoconium aciculare CBS 342.82 is the source of this 477-nucleotide messenger RNA. RefSeq lists its product as uncharacterized. The record is from RefSeq and is a predicted model, not a curated record. The transcript is spliced from 2 exons. Bases 1 to 477 code for a protein of 158 amino acids. NCBI's taxonomy places the organism in Eukaryota, Fungi, Ascomycota, Dothideomycetes, Mycosphaerellales, Dissoconiaceae.